UCUUUUGCUAAAGUAUGUUAAUUCGGAACAAAAAUGUGUUUAUAAUGGGACACAGAUGAUGGUCUCAAGGGAGUAUGUGUUGCAAUGCUAGAGAUAUAGAUUAGCUGAACUUUGCAAUAAAAAAUGUAAAAUGAAAAAUAAAUAGGCAAAUAGAUAUCCAAAUAUGCAUGAUAUGUCUUGACUCCAAGAUCACCACAUAACAUAAUAAAAGGCCUAAUUAUGCUAGCACUACUCUCUAAUCUUCCCUCCUAAUAUCAGUGAAUGGAAAAGGAUGACUUGUGCUGAAAAGCUUGCCCAUCUUACCAAAUUUUCACAUUCGAAAUGUUCCAUUGUGCACCACAUGAUGCAAAAUAAAUUUUAGGUCAUUGUCAAGCUGUCGUCAUUGUAUCAGAAAAGCUGGAUACUUUGUUUUCCUCUGGAAUCAUUCAAGAUUGCUUGGCAUUGGCCAAAUGGCCUGAGGCGUAUCAUCUUCCUUAAUGAUGGUCUGGCUAGCCAUGGAUAUAGUAUUUUAUGAAAGAGCUAUCCAAACCUAAAGCAACGCAAGCCAGAGAAGUAGUGCUCACCAAUUAAAAAGAAUGGCAUUCAAGUGCGGUCCUAGGAAUGACACUGACCCAGGACUUUCUUUUGGUACAGAGAGGAAGCUUUAGAGAAUUCUAAAUCCACAUUUUGCUCUUUCCUCCAACGCAAAGUGGACGUGGCCAACCUUUUUGAUUUCUUUAUUGGUGCAGACAACUUCUAGUUCAGUUUUAAAACACCAUAAACAUGUCCUUUCCAAUCUCUAGCUAGCAGCCAUGGCUGAUGAGCCACCUGUUGUUUCUGAAAUGGUUAAAUCUAGGAUGUCAAAAUCACCCAUAAAUGCUUAGUUUUGUUUGUGUUUAUCAGAGAUGUGGGAGGGAGGGAGAAAUAACUCAUUCUGAAUGGUUUUAUUCUUAAAGAUAUGCUCAGGCUAGCUUAAGCUCCAACAACUCUGUCCCUCAGGAGGACCCAGUUGUUACUGUUGGUUGAACAGCAAUAUCUUGGUUGAAUAUUUAUCUUUGACAAAAGAGAUUAUACAUAUCCAUUCUUAAAUGAUGUGUCGGCAGGGUGUUCUAUCAGAUUCUGCUAGUUUAAUGCAAGCUCAAAACUGUUAGCUAAUAUGAAGACUCCUAUUAAAUGAACUCUUAAAUUUAAGGAAGAGUGCUUGAGGGGAAAAAAAAAAAAAAUCUUAAGCAAUGAGCACAAAACUAAAUUACCUUAUAAAGAUAUUCCUAGAUUCAGAAGAAUGCGUAGCUAACCAAUUGAAUAACUCUCAAUCAGCUGGCAAUUAUCCGAAUUAUGUUUCGAUUAUUCAAUCAUUUAUGCAGCUCGGCAGUUGACUUGAAACACUGGAGCAUCAUCAAUUAAUUGAGAAGAUCAAACCAGGUGGAUAUAGAUGGAAUAAUGGAUCAUAAACAUCACUUUCUCUCUUUCUUUUUUUUACGAAGAUCAUAAACAUAGCUGCAAUCAAUUUGACAGCAAAAAUUGGAUGUUCUACUCCAUUACUAAUUCAUGCUACGUGUUGGUUAAACAAGAGAUGGACGGCAUAAAAUAUAAUCAAAGGGAAUCUAUGGAGCUAAUGCAGCAGCUUUGUACUUCUCCAAUCCACGACCAAUCGUUAAACUUAAUAUAACUGACACUUAUUAUCUAUGCAGUCGAGUGGAUGCUUAGUUUACAAACUAUUGCUACUUCUGGUCAUCUCCUUCAAAGCUUAAACAAUGAAUAUAGAAGACUAAUAAUAUCAUUAAAAGAAUAGUUAGAGAUGUAAGCCUAGUUUGGGAGUCAUGUACAGGAAUGAGAGGGAUAGAAUAGCUCUAAAGUAAGGUUUCCCAAAUAUACAAUGGAUUUAAUUGCAGCAUUCCCUCAACUUUAAGUUUUGUUGAUGGAAUAUUAAACCUCGAAUUUAACAGACUAAGGUGGUAUGUUAUGGGAAUAUUGGCAUCUUAUCUUCCUGGUUCUUACCUUGCAAAAAUAUAUUUUCUUGCUUUCUUUCUGUUGAAGAGUCAUGCUAAACUAAACAUUCAGGAGGUGUGCUAGCAGCUAAAGUUAGUUUAGGUACUUUAAUCAUAAGUUAAUCUUCCUUUUUUAUGCUGUGAACUCCCACCCAUCGAAGAAGAUUUUAAUAUGGCGAGUCCUCGUUGAAGCUAUCCAUGUCAUGAGGGAGAGCCAAAUUCAAACAUUUUGUUCUUAAAGCAAUCUUUAAUGUGCAUCAACAAAGAAACCAACAAAAAAAAAAUAUUAAUGCCUGUUUUGGUUUCUAGCACGUCACUUUCUAUUAACUGAAAAAGAAAUCAUAUAGUAUGUGGUGGUGAUCAAUUAGCAUGAUAGAGCUUCUGUAACCGAUAUAUUAAGCAUAUAAACUAUACUGAGACACUAAUGCGAAGGCAAUUCACUCUAUUCUCCUAAUGGAAAAAGUUCAUCCUUCUUUAGCAUCGUUGCCUCUUCCUUCCUUGUUGGACCACAUAAGCUCAGAGAGAGAAGUCUUCACCAUAUGGAUGAAGUCGCUCGUGUUUCAUGGCAAUGGCUGCACUGUCUAUGACUCCAGGGGGAACAUUGUUUACCGUGUCGACAAUUACGACUGCAAGUGUAGUGGCAAAGUCUAUCUCAUGGACCUUAGUGGCAAGGUUUUGUUCAAGAUACUUAGGAAGAAAUUUAGAGUCUGUGGAAGAUGGGAGGGCUAUAAGUGCUACAGUUCACAGAAUGAAGAAAGCAAGCCAUGGUUCAAGGUCAGGAAACCAUGGAGUAUUUUGAGAGAUGAGCAACCAUCUUGUGAAGUUUGGAGUGACGAGGGUGCGCUCAUGUGUUAUAAGAUAGAUGGAUUGGCUAGCAAAUCAUCUUAUAAGAUUGUAGAUAUCUCUUCAGGACUCAUCGUCGCAGAGGUAAAGAGGAAGCAAACCACAUCAGGGAUAUUACUGGGUGAUGAUGUUCUGACUCUGAUGGUGGAACCCAAUAUAGACCAUUCCCUUAUCAUGGGACUGGUGGUGGUGAAUGGCCUAAUGAAUCACAACAUGUGAAGCUUGGGGAAGAUCUUUCAAGAGCUUUUGUGUAUUUUGGGAAGUGUAGCUCUGAAUUUGAGUGGAAACUCAAGUUUUGAAGUCUUUUCUCUCUCUUUUUUCCCCUUUCUUGGAUGACCAAGAAUUUUUGAGUCUGCUAAGAAACCCUGAAUACCUCAGGGGUUUUGGUAGAUCUUGUACAAAUAUGUUCUACGAAGAUGGGUUUUUUGGGGGCUUGCCUCUCUUGUUUGUUCCAUAACAGCAAAGGCUCAGAAUAUGUUUAUCUAGCAUUUACUUCAGCUAUAAACACACUUCAUUGGUAGAUUAUC
Messenger RNA from Phoenix dactylifera (date palm), 3337 nucleotides. RefSeq names its product protein LURP-one-related 11-like. The record is from RefSeq and is a predicted model, not a curated record. NCBI's taxonomy places the organism in Eukaryota, Viridiplantae, Streptophyta, Magnoliopsida, Arecales, Arecaceae.